AUGCACAAAAAGCUAUCGAAGCCAACACACAAGCAGUGGUUGGCUAUCCGAUGCCUUUGUGUAUUGUUGAGCCCAUUUGAGUCGGUGUCAAGAAACCUGGGCGGACAGUUGUAUCCGACACUUCCUGUGGUCCUGCCCGCUCUUGAUGCGCUGGAAGGCGUCCUUCGCAACCGAGAACUAUUUGACAACAUUCUAAGUGCUGUUGGUAAGGAAGCCUAUGUCGACGAAGUCCGGGUCUUAAUGCUAGAAUGUCAAGCGGCAAUGCGACGGUUGUUCACGGAGCGCUUUGAUGCCCUCAAAACCUCAAAGCUCGUCUGGAUUGCAUUUUUGGACCCACGAAUGGCAAUGUCAAUGAGCCACUUGACAGACGAAAACCGAGCAAAAGCUCACGCGGAUUUUCUCGAUGCUGCGGUUGAGGUGGCCGAGCUGCAAUCACCACCACCGCAGAGCUCUAUUUCGGCUGUAUCACCAGAUCCUGACAAGAUGGAUUUCUUUACUCAAUUCGUGUUGAAAGCUACUCCUGAUGACUCGAGUCAAACACCUCUAAGGAAGGCCUGCGCUCAAGAGAUUGAAAGCUACUUGGCUUCGGCCCGCGCGCUUAGUAAGCAACAUCCUAAUCUCAGUCGCCUGGCAAGGAAGUGGUUAGGAGCUGUGGCGACCAGUGUCCCUUCCGAAAGAGCAUUUUCCACCAGUGGCAACAUCAUCACUGCCAAAAGGAGCUCGUUGACGCCGGAGCUGGUGCGGGACCUAGUGUUUAUCGCUGAAAAUUCUAAACGAGCGAAGCGUGGGGGUGCCUAG
Messenger RNA from Phytophthora sojae, 798 nucleotides. RefSeq lists its product as hypothetical. Gene Ontology annotation, molecular function: protein dimerization activity. The coding region runs from base 1 to 798 and encodes 265 amino acids. The transcript has 2 exons. The record is from RefSeq and is a predicted model, not a curated record. Lineage: Eukaryota; Oomycota; Peronosporomycetes; Peronosporales; Peronosporaceae.